Vitis riparia (riverbank grape) is the source of this 1094-nucleotide messenger RNA. Its product is annotated as LIM domain-containing protein WLIM1-like. Gene Ontology annotation, biological process: actin filament bundle assembly. The transcript has 5 exons. Bases 168 to 761 code for a protein of 197 amino acids. NCBI's taxonomy places the organism in Eukaryota, Viridiplantae, Streptophyta, Magnoliopsida, Vitales, Vitaceae. Gene Ontology annotation, molecular function: actin filament binding. The record is from RefSeq and is a predicted model, not a curated record. Gene Ontology annotation, cellular component: actin cytoskeleton; plasma membrane.
UUUUGGUCUCCGCAAUCCCCCGCAACCCACAUUUCUCUAUCUCCAUUUCCCCCCUUAUCUCAUCUUCCUCUUGUUUUCUCCUUGCCAUUUGUUGUGAAGUUAGGGAUAGAGAGAGAGAGAGAGAGCAAAGAGAGCAAGAGCUUCAUUGAGAGAGAGAAUUGGAAGGCAUGGCGUUCGCAGGAACAACCCAGAAAUGCAUGGCCUGCGAUAAGACUGUGUAUCUGGUGGAUAAGUUAACUGCAGACAACCGAGUCUACCACAAGGCCUGCUUCAGAUGCCAUCACUGCAAAGGGACCCUCAAGCUUGGAAACUACAAUUCCUUUGAGGGAGUACUUUAUUGCAGGCCACACUUUGAUCAACUCUUCAAGAGGACUGGCAGUCUAGACAAAAGCUUUGAAGGGACACCAAAAAUUGUGAAACCAGAGAAACCAAUUGAUAGUGAGAAACCCGUAGCAAAUAAAGUGUCUAGCAUGUUUGUGGGAACCAGAGAUAAAUGCGUGGGCUGUAAGACUACUGUCUAUCCGACUGAGAAGGUCACCGUGAAUGGAACUGCAUAUCACAAGAGUUGUUUCAAAUGCACCCAUGGAGGGUGUACGAUCAGCCCAUCCAACUACAUCGCACAUGAGGGGCGGCUCUACUGCAAACACCACCACACCCAACUGAUCAAGGAAAAGGGAAACUUGAGCCAGCUUGAGGGUGACCAUGAGAAGGACACAGCUAAUGAGAAAGUGAAUGGCAGAGAAGUUGCUGCCGAAUCAUAAUGUGAUGAACAGAUGAAGGGAACUUUUCUUUUUCUCCUCCUUGCCUCCAUGUUGCUGCAGUCCCUUACUGUUGUUCACUCUUUCCCUGCAGUCCAGAGAAUGGUUUUAAUCUUACAAAACAUGGAAUUCUUAAUGUUUCCAGUUGAAGUGUGUGGGACUUGUUUGUUAUUUUGGGUUCUGUUGUGACGUGAGAUUGUGGAUGCUCAAUGAGAUGCAGAGACCUAUUUGAUUUUCAGUGUAAUAUGGUGAUGUUAACUGUAAUUUGAGAAUUCUUAUUGCACUUGUGUUGGUUUUGAAUAAAGGUUGAGGAUCCCCAUUGUUGUCUCCUAACAA